This is a messenger RNA of Durio zibethinus, 2896 nucleotides long. Lineage: Eukaryota; Viridiplantae; Streptophyta; Magnoliopsida; Malvales; Malvaceae. The record is from RefSeq and is a predicted model, not a curated record.
ACUGGUGGUGAUGACAAUCCUCCCUUGACCUUUAAUAUAACAAAAGAGGAUUUUAGUAUAUUUUUGCUACAUCCUUGUUUUUUAAUAUUGGGGUUCUUGUUCAGGUUUAAGUACUUUUGGGGUGAUGGAAUUUCACGAGCUUUGAUAACUAUGGUUUACAGUGGAGAUUAGAACCUGGAAAACCGUUUGGGCAAUUGCGAUGGUUCAAGUUCUGAUGGGGCUCGGGCCGGAUGAUAUUCCGGAAAAGGGUCAGGUUUGCUGUUGAAAGCCCCUGCCAUAAAUAACCCAAAUUUAGAAAGACAAAAAGGCCGGCAAGAUGAAUCGCUGACCAAGUGGCCCUACAGAAGAACACAAUGCACGUGACAUGCUGAUGUAACAUUAAUUAUUUAUCAAUUAUUAUUAUUAUAAUUAUAUAUUUCCACUUCCGAAGCGCAGACGGUGCCCUAUCAUCUGUUCUGCUCCGACCUUUUUAGUUGUUCUGCAAAUCAACUCCCUUUUUUUUUAUUCUUGCAGGUUUCCAUCACUUUCCUUAGAAAAUAAAAAGAAAUAAAAGUUUCCCUCAUUACAAACAGAAUGAAACCGACAGCCCCGAUAACCAGUACUACAACCGCCACGGCAGCUUCAACGACAACGAUUGAUAUCCUUAAAACCCCAAAGUUCGUUAAAUAUACGGCCAUUGCCGUCCUAUCUGUUUCCCUCGUUUUCCUUGCCACUCACUUCUCCUCCUCUUCCUCCUCUUCUUUCUCUUCCUUCUCCUUCAAUUACUCCUCACUACUAUCGCAAUUGUCGCCUCCGCUUUCACCUCCUCCACCGCCACCUCUACCACCUCCUCCUCCUCCUCCACCGCCUCCCCCGGCGGUGCGAAGAACGGGGAUAAUCGAUGAAACGGGAGCAAUGUCGGAUGAAUUCUUUGUCAGAUAGUCAGACUCGAACUCCACGAAUGCUUUUACAGAGUUCGGUGAUGGCAACGAGGAAGGAAUAGAGGAAGAAAAGGAAAAUAAGAAUAAGAAUGAUGGUGAAGGUAGGGUUACGAUUGAGAAAUUUAAGGUAUGUGAGGAGAGUAAAGUUGACUAUAUACCUUGUUUAGAUAAUGAGGAAGCAAUUACGCUGUUCAAUGAGAGUGAAAAGGGGGAAAAAUAUGAGAGGCAUUGUCCUGGAAAAGAUAAAAUGUUGGGUUGUGUGAUUCCUAGGCCGGAAGGGUACCGGAGGCCUAUACUGUGGCCUCAGAGUCGUGAUGAGGUUUGGUUCAGCAAUGUACCACAUACUCGUUUGGUUCAAGAUAAAGGUGGGCAAAAUUGGAUAUCAAUAAAAAAAGAUAAGUUCAUUUUUCCAGGAGGUGGAACACAAUUUAUUCAUGGUGCUGAUCAAUAUUUGAAUCAGAUUUCACAGAUGGUUCCUGAAAUUUCUUUUGGCCACCAUAUCCGUGUUGCGUUAGAUAUUGGUUGUGGAGUUGCCAGCUUUGGUGCCUUUCUUCUAAAACGCAAUGUCACCACACUAUCAAUAGCACCGAAAGAUGUUCAUGAAAGCCAAAUUCAAUUUGCACUAGAACGUGGAGUGCCUGCCAUGGUUGCGGGAUUUGCUACACAUCGCUUGUUGUAUCCAAGUCAGGCUUUUGACUUGAUACAUUGUUCAAGAUGUAGAAUUAAUUGGACUCGUGAAGAUGGAAUUUUGCUUCUCGAGGCCAACAGGAUGCUUAGGGCUGGAGGAUUUUUUGUAUGGGCGGCGCAGCCCGUAUAUAAACAUGAAGAGAUUCUACAAGAGCAAUGGAAAGAAAUGGAUGAUCUUACUACUCGCAUUUGCUUGGAACUAAUAAAGAAGGAGGGAUAUAUUGCCAUAUGGCGGAAGCCUUUAAACAAUAGCUGCUAUCUUAAUCGCGAUAUCGGAGUGCUACCUCCACUCUGUGAUCGUGAUGAUAAUUCAGACAAUGUUUGGGAUGUUGAUUUGAGGGCCUGCAUCACUCAAUUGCCAGUGAAUGGCUAUGGCUCUAAUGUUAGCUUAUGGCCUGUACGUCUUCGUUAUCCACCUGACAGGCUCCAAAGCAUAGAAAUGGAUGCCUACAUAUCCAGAAAGGAAAUCUUUAGAGCAGAGUCAAAAUACUGGAACGAGAUAAUAGACAGUUAUGUACGUGCAUUUCGCUGGAAAGAUAUGAAACUACGUAAUGUGAUGGACAUGAGAGCUGGACUUGGAGGGUGUGAGCCAUUUGAUACUUAUCCAAGAACAUAUGACCUAUUGCAUGCAGCAGGUCUUUUCUCUGUUGAGAAGAAGAGGUGUAAUAUGUCAACCAUCAUGCUUGAGAUGGAUCGUAUGCUGAGACCUGGUGGACUUGUAUAUAUACGGGACUUGGUAUCUGUUAUGGGUGAGCUUCAAGAAAUAGCAACUGCAAUGGGAUGGGUGCCUGCACUACACGAAACAGGUGAAGGUCCACAUGCAAGCUGGAAAAUUUUAAUCUCUGAGAAACGCAUGUAAUGUGCUUAUUGGAUGAAUAUCAGUGAAAACAAGUUUUACCAUACCAGUGUAUCUUGCCCACCUUUUAGAUAUAUGAAAUCUCCCAUAAAAGAAGCUGCAACUCAGUCUACAUAAUUCUGUGUAAUCUUUUGUUUUAUUUUAGUACCUAGGACAUUGAUAGGAUGAUACUGCUUUUGGAUAGAACCUGUGUAGAAGAAUUUUUUUACCCCUUCUGCAUUCUAAAUGCGAUUUGUACAUUACAAAAUUUGCCAUUGAGUAAAUCUGUGUUGAAAUUGUCACUGCAACCUUUUAUCUCCUUACUGGUCCUAAUAUUCCAUGCACUCCCUCUCUAGUCUCUGCCCUCCUCUUUGGUUCUUGUUCCCCUUUCUAACACCAUUUCCAGGCCAACUCAGAGAGUAACUUAGGUUUUGGACGAUUUGUUUGGCGAUUA